Talaromyces atroroseus is the source of this 846-nucleotide messenger RNA. RefSeq lists its product as hypothetical. Lineage: Eukaryota; Fungi; Ascomycota; Eurotiomycetes; Eurotiales; Trichocomaceae. Gene Ontology annotation, molecular function: triacylglycerol lipase activity; acylglycerone-phosphate reductase (NADP+) activity. The transcript has a single exon. Gene Ontology annotation, biological process: triglyceride catabolic process; phosphatidic acid biosynthetic process. Gene Ontology annotation, cellular component: endoplasmic reticulum; lipid droplet. Bases 1 to 846 code for a protein of 281 amino acids. The record is from RefSeq and is a predicted model, not a curated record.
AUGUCAUCUGGGAAACGCAAAGUCUUAAUCACCGGUUGCUCUGAUGGCGGUCUAGGCGCCGCACUAGCCAUCGCCUUCCACAGAGCUGGACUUCAUGUCAUUGCAACGGCGCGCAACCCAGCCAAACUGAAGCGAUUAGAAGCGCUCGGCAUUGAGACAUAUACGCUGGAUACCCUCUCCGACUCCUCCAUCGCGGAGUGUGUCAGUAAAUUGGCCGAGCUCGAUAUACUAGUCAAUAACGCCGGGAGCGGACACUGUAUGCCCGUGGCAGAUGUUUCCAUUGCCGAGGCUAAGAAGUGCUUCGAUCUCAAUGUCUGGUCUUACAUCGCUGUCGCGCAGGCCUUCUUGCCUCUGCUGCUAAAGUCCAAGGGAACCAUUGUGAACCAGACAUCCAUUGCAUCUGUCUUCAAUUUCCCCUUUCAGGCUUCAUAUAACGCCUCCAAAGCAGCAAUGGCCAUCUUCUCGGAUGCCAUGCGACGCGAGCUACAGCCCUUCGGUAUUACUGUCGUUGAUCUGAAAACGGGCAAUGUCAAUACCAAUUUCUUCGGUAACCAAAGAGGGGGGACGCCAGUGGUUCUACCCAAGGGUUCCAUCUACGAGCCGGCGAAGGAAGAGGUUGAAAAAACCCUGCGCGGCGAGAGAUAUGAGGGCAUGGGCAUGCCAGCCGAAGAGUGGGCGAGGCAAGUCGUACACGACCUGCUAAGACCGACACCUCCCUCUACCAUCUGGAGAGGCAACUAUGCAUUCAUAACGCGAAUUUUGGCUUGGUUACCACUUUCAUGGACGGACGGGAUCCUGAAGGAUACAACUGGAUUGUAUGCGGUGGAGAAGGCGCUGCAGAAAUAG